Messenger RNA from Drosophila suzukii, 1024 nucleotides. The record is from RefSeq and is a predicted model, not a curated record. Lineage: Eukaryota; Metazoa; Arthropoda; Insecta; Diptera; Drosophilidae.
AAUAGGGUAAUUCCUGCAAUUAUGUGCAAUUAUGAUAGUAGAUCGAUAGCUCGAGACUUUCAAAUCGGGUCUCUUGAUUUCGUUGGCUAGCAGCCUGUACAGUUUUAUUAAGCGCCGCACGAAUAAAACUGACAGGAAGGCGGUGAAGGAACUUUGCAGCAAGUUCCUGGAGAAGGAGCAAUGGCAAAGCUGUUCCCAGGAGUGACGGCGCGUGGAUAUUUCGCCGAUGCGAUUCACAACUUCAAUGAACAAAUCCAUGAAGCCUGCCUGAUGCAGUGUCCAAAGGAGCGGAUAUUCGCAAGCUGGUCGGCAAUGGCAUCAAGCUGCCCGGCGAGGAGCACGUGGGCACACCGCGGGUGAGCGCCAAAGAUCGAAACCGUUGCCUAUGUGAGUUCUAAGGGAAAGUACGGCAUCCGGAGAUUGCCCUCCGCCGGCUAUAGGAUGGUCACCAUGCAUCGGAAAGCCAAGAAACCAGUCGCUGGUGAGGAGGAACAGGAAUUUCCUUCUGUUCCAUCGCCACCUAGGGUGGAAUUUCUCGAUUGUGAUCUCUUGUCCGGGCGAUGUGAUCCCUACAAGCAACGCAUCCAUGUUCCCGAAGAGAUUGCUAAAUCUCUCCGCCGGGCGGACUAGAAAAACUUGGACGCAAACAGGCUGAUACCCACUGCUAGCUACUACAAGAUCCGUAGCAACCUGCUAGCCACUACUCAAACACUGAAACAAAAGGAGCACGAUGUGCGGCAUUUGUUGGUCACCGGUCGCAGACCACAAUUCAUGAAGUCAACGACAUUGUCUAUAACUUUCAAGGAACACUCAGACGAAUGGAAAAAAGUAGUUCUGAAAGAUGUCAUCGCACCAAAGAAAUAGAAGCGUAAAUCGAAAACAGGGAGCAAAUCCCUGUAAAUGGAGCAGCAAAUAAUAUGGGGGACGUGGCUAUGAUCGAAAAAAACCUUCAUAUGUCAAAAAGCGAAUGAAAGCAAGGGACAAAGAAGUGGUUACGAUUAUUACAAACGACGACGGCGUGAAG